AUGGCACGUUUACCAGCAUUCCCUAUUUAUGAGGACGAUAUCCUGAUCGCGACCAAAACCAUCACACCGCCCCAGGGCAACGCGCCGCCCAGUCCGCCAACUUCCGGGCUUCCAGACUUCACUGGAGAUCCCGAUGUCAUGUAUUCCACCAGCGGAAAUUAUUUCCAAUCUGCGACCACAGUAUCCCCAGAGCGAGAGUUGGACCUUAGUGAUGAAUUUGGUGCAGACUGUGCAAGCCAGCGACAGGACUCCAGACCAUACCUAUCUCAACUUGCCGUCAAGGAAGAGCCUACCCAUGUCAGCGACAUAGAGAACAGGAGACCCUCGAAGUACGACACUAAACCGCCACCGCCUGUACCAAGUCAGAUUCCUAUGAUGGCUACGCCAACUUCCUCAUCACCAAUAACCGUUCGCAGAAACCCAAGACCUGAUCGCCCCGCGGCCACUCCUGCGCGUGGAAAACUUCCUGCUUCGAAGUCUGGGCAGUUGUCGGCGAAGUCUCAACCUGCAAGCAGCAGCAGGCAUCAAAAUCUGCAGACCGCGAGCAAUCUACGACCAGAAGUUGAGGAGGAUCCUGCCACCGAUCAUAGUGAUAUGGAGGAUGAUGAAAGCGCAGACGAGAAGGGAGACCACAUGCCGACUGAGCGUAACCUUAGAAAGAGGACUCUUCAACAGACGAACCCUUUCAAGUUCGAGAAGCACAAACACAUAGCACAGAAGACUGGGCAACAAACCAGCACGAAGAAAAUUGAAAACAAGGUGCAACAAGAGAUCGAGGGGAGUCAAAAGGAACCAGCGAAGAAAAAAGCCCGGGUCUCCAGUGGCAACUCGACCAAGAACAAGGCCAAAGCUUCUGCCUCCCACAAUCAGAGUGCCACCAAUGCACGUCGCUCCAGCUCGAUCCUGUCCACGGCCGUGUCGCCAGAGGCUAACAGCGACUAUGACUUUGAUCCAGUGAAAUCCAUCCUCCGUGUGAGAUUGGAUGGCUUUGCUGGUGCCGCUGCUCCGGUCUCUCUGGUACAAUGCGAUGGGCUUGACAAGCUGAUGGACUUCAUUAUCGCCAGCUGGGGAUGGAGGUUCAAUGGCGACCGUUUCUCCUACGCCGUGGCAUCUUUUCCAUGGCUGUCCGAUCAGUCAAACAUUCUACUCCGGCCGGGAAUGGAGGCCAGUUUCCAACUCAUGAUGGCCGAAAUUGAACGCGCCCCAGUGUGGACGGAAGGUCAUUGCACAAGCUGUGAGGUCGACGUGACAGUGUACGUACAAUGA
Messenger RNA from Cladophialophora carrionii CBS 160.54, 1266 nucleotides. RefSeq lists its product as uncharacterized. Lineage: Eukaryota; Fungi; Ascomycota; Eurotiomycetes; Chaetothyriales; Herpotrichiellaceae. The record is from RefSeq and is a predicted model, not a curated record. The transcript has a single exon. The coding region runs from base 1 to 1266 and encodes 421 amino acids.